AAUAAGUGGGCCUUGGAAUUAAAUUACCCAACAAUAUAACAGCAUGAGUACAAAUCACUCAGUUGUACACCGAUACUCGUUUCGUUUGGGCUGUUGAAAAAUUGAGGUCGAAAAUACAUUUCGAUUAAAAAUUCCUAUUUUUGUGCUAAACGAAAAACAUUGGACCAGUCAAAAUGUGCUGCGGGUAUCCUUGCUAUCCUUGCGCCGCUCUGUGUCCUUGCGGCGGUUGUGGACCCAGUGGAUUCUAUGACCCCUGUUUCGGACCCUUCAACGGGCCCUUCAACUCCUGGUGUGGCCCCAGUGGACCUGGAUUUUGGGGUGGCCGUUGUUGCUAGCAUUAAUUCACUGGUGAAAGCCAUCCCACUGGUCUUCCUGUAUUCACUGGCAGAAAAAAAUAAGGAAAACUUCAAUGAUUUCAAUUCCCAUCUCCUUCAACAGUCCCAAACAAACCGGUUUUAUAACUCAAGCCGUUGGAAACCAUCAAACAAAAUUUGUAGUACAAUCAUUUAAAAUGUAAAUAAACAUUUGCAUUUGGCAAUGGCAACUUAAUAAUUGGAAAAAUAUAUGUCAUACUUGCGAUA
Molecule: messenger RNA, 581 nt
Organism: Drosophila biarmipes
Lineage: Eukaryota; Metazoa; Arthropoda; Insecta; Diptera; Drosophilidae
Product: male-specific sperm protein Mst87F-like
Exons: 2
Coding region: 174-335 (53 amino acids)
Source: RefSeq, a predicted model, not a curated record